AUGUACCGGCACGUCACCGCCACCGUCACCGCCAGCGUCCGCCUCCGGCCCGGCCGCGCCUGGGCUCCGGCAGCCGCCGCGGCGCCUCCCGGUCCGGCCCCGCCGCGCCGCCGCUACCGAGCGCGGCCGCAGGACCUGGAGCCCCCCCUGGUUCGGGGCCCGGCCCUGGCGCUGCUGCCCCCCCCGCGCUGCCCCCCCCGGCCCCCCGGGACCCCCCCCCGGGGGCUGGAGGGGCUCGGGGGGGUGACCACGGUGGACGGGCGGCGCGAGGACGACAUCGACGUCAGGGACCCCCCCUUGGGGGGGCGGCUGCUGCUGGGACCCCCCCCCAGCCCCGGGACCCCCCCCGGGCCGAAGGGGCGCGGGGGGAACCCCCAGAGCCCCCCCCCGUCCAUGGAGGAGCACCUGGCCAGCAUGGCCGAGAGGCUGCGGCACGAGCUCCCCAAUUUCUUCCUGAAGAUCCCGGAUUACGGCCUGUAUGCCCCCGACGUGGAGUUCCAGUGCCAGCACCUGCACCUGCACACGCGGGGCCGCGCCAUGUACGCCGUGGCCGUGGCGCUGUGCCGGGCCCUGGCCUGGGGUUACUUUGCCAGCCUCAGGCUGGAGGUGCUGGCGCUGACGCGGCACCCGGAGGAUUGGAGCGUGCGGGCGCGGUGGCGCCUGACGGGGCUGCCCCUGCACCUGCUGCUGCUGCGCUGGUACCGGCGGGACAAACGGACCCUGCUGAGGUCCUACGACGCCCUCUCCACCUUCUUCCUCAACUCCCAGGGGCUCAUCCGCUGCCACCGCGUGGACAAGCUGAUGCCAGCCCCCACGGCCGUCCCCGAGCCCAAGAAGCUGCUGGUGGCCGCGGCGCUGGCGGUGGCGCUGGCCCGGCCCUGAGGCCGCCGCCGAGGUGACAGGGACACCUGUGUCCCCUCCCCGCCCAACCUUUGUCACCUGUGUCCCCUCCCCCCCUUAAAUUAAUGUACAGAAUAAAGGAGCAGCGGUGACACGGGGACAGCGGCGUCCCCGAGCGCGGGGGGGCUCUAUUGGGCUGUCCC
Messenger RNA from Camarhynchus parvulus, 1043 nucleotides. It is a transcript of the gene CUNH6orf136, whose product is annotated as chromosome unknown C6orf136 homolog. The transcript has 6 exons. NCBI's taxonomy places the organism in Eukaryota, Metazoa, Chordata, Aves, Passeriformes, Thraupidae. Bases 1 to 882 code for a protein of 293 amino acids. The record is from RefSeq and is a predicted model, not a curated record.